This is a messenger RNA of Penicillium samsonianum, 1434 nucleotides long. Its product is annotated as cytochrome P450. The transcript has 4 exons. The annotation marks the transcript as partial. NCBI's taxonomy places the organism in Eukaryota, Fungi, Ascomycota, Eurotiomycetes, Eurotiales, Aspergillaceae. Gene Ontology annotation, molecular function: oxidoreductase activity, acting on paired donors, with incorporation or reduction of molecular oxygen; monooxygenase activity; iron ion binding. The record is from RefSeq and is a predicted model, not a curated record.
AUGUUGGCCAUGCUAGACCCUCACAAUGUGGCGAUCAUGGGCGUGGUGGUGGUGUUGGGUUUAUACGCAUCCUAUACCAUGCUCCACAGUCAAAGGCGCAACCCUCCCUCGGUCUCGAGUAAAAUCCCAUUUUAUUUGUACAAUCUAAUCUUCGCAGUCAGCAUAUUCUCCUUCAAGCUCUUUGUGACCUCCUCACCUGCCAUCAUGCGGGCUGCUCAGAAACACCCCACAGUCAUUACAUUGGAACCGUUGUUGAAGUUCACGCAGAAGCGUCUAUGUCAAGCUCAACGCGAUAAGCUUGUUCAUUUGUGUGAUCAAGACCAUUGUCCGAGCCUUCUUUCCAGGAUCGUGCAUGAUACGACACCUGUCCUUGCUGGAAAAUCCCUUGACAGAAUGAACGGGAUAAUAUUUCGGCAGCUACUACCCAUCAUUGGUGACAUGAGCAAUUACGAUACGGUCGAUUUGAACGGAUGGCUUCGGCAUGCCAUUACCAUUAUCAGUACAAAUGCUACAUACGGCAAUUUGAACCCUUUCAAAAUCCGGCACAUUGAAGACACAUUCUGGGAACUCGAACGUAAUGUGGCGCUACUACUGGCCAACAUUGUGCCAUGGCUAAUUGCCCCCAAGACCUGGAAGGCACGCAAGCUUUUGUGUGCUGCGUUCAAAGAUUACUUCGACCUCGGAGGUCAUGAGGACGGCUCGGAACUGCUAUCCAUGCGGUACAGAUCAUUCCUCGGGGCUGGGCUUACUCACAAAGAAAUAGCAUAUGCGGAGAUACCCCUGAUUGUAGGAUUACUGGCAAAUACCGUUCCUGCUGCAUUCUGGGUUCACUUUGAGCUUUUCUCUAGACCACAGCUGCUGGAACAGAUACGGGAAGAGAUAGAACAGAAAGCCCUCAAUAUUGCACCUGGCGGCAUGCACAUCAUUAAUCUGGGGUACCUUCGCGAUAAUUGCCCACUUCUUCUCUCGAUGUACCAAGAGGUUCUACGGACAAGGACCACAAUGGUAACCAUCCGGUUCGUGACGCAGGAUGUUGUUCUAGCGGACAAAUACCUUCUCAGAUCCGGAACCAUGCUCUUCAUGCCAGCGAAGUUCAUGAGGUCCACUACAACAACCGAGAAUAAGGGCGAUAAGAAAAAGGAGCCCCGGCGUACCGGUGGGUUCAUGGCAUUCGGUGUUUCCCCAUCGAUCUGCCCGGGACGUCACUUUGCUACUAGUGAGAUAUUGGCACUCGUAGCCAUGAUUGCCUUGCAAUAUGACGUUGCUCCAGUCGAUGGGCUCUGGCAUGCACCACCGAGGAUGAAUUCGGCAAGCACAUUCAACAUGAGUCCAGUCGAUGGAGCUUUCCCCGUGACCGUAAAAAAGCGACAAAAGUAUGAAGGGAAGUUGUGGCAGUUCAAAAUUACUGAAGGCAAAGGGCAGUUUGGUUUGGCU